This is a messenger RNA of Myotis lucifugus (little brown bat), 7909 nucleotides long. It is a transcript of the gene HIVEP3, whose product is annotated as human immunodeficiency virus type I enhancer binding protein 3. NCBI's taxonomy places the organism in Eukaryota, Metazoa, Chordata, Mammalia, Chiroptera, Vespertilionidae. Bases 842 to 7909 code for a protein of 2355 amino acids. Gene Ontology annotation, biological process: regulation of transcription by RNA polymerase II. The transcript has 9 exons. Gene Ontology annotation, molecular function: RNA polymerase II cis-regulatory region sequence-specific DNA binding; DNA-binding transcription factor activity, RNA polymerase II-specific. The record is from RefSeq and is a predicted model, not a curated record. Gene Ontology annotation, cellular component: nucleus.
GGAGCCAAGCGAGGAGCGGGCGCAGCCGAGGCGCACAGAGGCCAGGCGCGCAGCCCAGCGCAGCCCAGUGGAGCGCUGCGCAGCCCAGCCCGGAGCCGCGGAGCCCGACCGCCCGCAGGAUUUGAGACACAAACCGGGCAGCCUUGAACUAGUUCAUGGAGGAGCCGCAAGAGACACUGUCCAGGCAAGCUCUCCCUUGGAGAGGGAAGAGCAGAGAGUGAGGGAGGGCGGCGCAGGAGUGGACAUGAACGCUGGUUUUCAACGAGAACAGCGUUUCAGUUUUGGUCAUCGGAAGUGGUGCCUGCAGCACAGAAGCGCGUGAAUUCCCUCCACGGCUCUGGAUCUCCAACACGGGACUACAGGGGAGAAGAGGCUGGACGGAGCCACCUGCGGCAUCCAGCGCGGCUUCUCUCCGCCGGGACCAGGGAUGACGGGGCCAUGCACACAGCCGUCUCCAGCCCUCAGCACUUCACAUAGCACACAGGGGACUCAUGGGGGGCCACUCGCCACUGCCAACUGAGACAACACGAUGGCAACAUUGACGUCCCUCAUGACGUUCCCACGACAGACAUUCAGGCAGAAGGUGCUGGCGCACGUUCUGUCUGCAAAGUAGAGGGCCAUGCCUCACCCACGUGAAUAGUUUGAGCCCCAAUGACUUGCUCUGAGUCCACUCACAGCCAGUGACACUUGCAGAAAACUCCCGACACCGUCUUGGGUCUGGCUUCCUCCGCUCUUGACCAAUGUGGCCAAAGCCAGACGUCUCCUUGGGACACUCGGAUUACCCAUAAAUGCAGCCCGCCCCGACCCUCCCUGAGUAGCACCGGAAGUCUCCGCGGAGGUCAUGGAUCCUGAACAAAGUGUCAAGGGCACCAAGAAGGCUGAGGGAAGUCCCCGGAAGCGGCUGACUAAAGGAGAGGCUGUUCAGGCCAGGGUUUCGGCCAGUGCCCCGUUCCCAGGCGGCGGCACAGCUGUCGCCCCAGAGGGCCCCCUCCAAGAGCUCCUCGCCCCGCAGCCCUUCCCAGGCCCCUCGCCGGUUCUUAGGGAAGGCUCUCAGGAGAAAACGGGCCAGCAGCAGAAGCCCCCCACGAGGUCCUCCAUCGAAGCCUCUGUCCACGUCUCCCAGCUUCCGCAGCACCCUCUGACACCAGCAUUCAUGUCGCCGGGCAAACCUGAGCACCUCCUGGAGGGGUCCACCUGGCAGCUGGUCGACCCCCUGAGACCUGGACCCUCAAGCUCCUUCAUGAGCCCUGGGCUCCCUCCUCAGAGCCAGCUCCUGCCUCCCCACGCUUCCAUCAUCCCCGCCGAAGACCUGCCCGGCCUCCCCAAAGUCUUUGUGCCCCGUCCCUCCCAGGUGCCCUUGAAGCCCACAGAAGAGGCCCCCAAGAAGGAGAGGAAACCCCAGAAACCGGGCAAGUACAUCUGCCAGUACUGCAGCCGGCCCUGCGCCAAGCCCAGCGUGCUCCAGAAACACAUCCGCUCGCACACGGGCGAGAGGCCCUACCCCUGCGGCCCCUGCGGCUUCUCCUUCAAGACCAAGAGUAACCUCUACAAGCACAGGAAGUCCCACGCCCACCGCAUCAAAGCCGGCCUGGCCUCGGGCGUGGGCAGCGAGCUGUACCCCCCGGGGCUGGAGAUGGAGAGGAUCCCGGGGGAAGAGUUUGAGGAGCCCACCGAGGGAGAGAGCACCGACUCGGAAGAGGAAACGGGCACGGCGUCCGCUCACCCCGCAGAGCUCUCCCCCAGGCCCAAGCACCCCCUCCUGUCCAGAGGCUUGUACAGCUCUGGGAGCCAGGGUUCCAGCCACGAGCGCUGUUCCUUGUCCCAGUCCAGCUCAGCCCAGUCUCUCGAGGACCCCACUCCAUUCGCAGAACCCUCCUCCGAACACCCCCUGAGCCAUAAACCUGAAGACACCCACACCAUCAAGCAGAAGCUGGCGCUCCGCUUGAGCGAGAGGAAAAAGGUGAUCGACGAGCAGGCAUUUCUGAGCCCGGGCAGCAAAGGCAGCACCGAGUCCGGGUACUUCUCCCGCUCGGAGAGCGCCGAGCAGCAGGCCAGCCCCCCGAACACCAACGCCAGGUCCUACGCCGAGAUCAUCCUGGGCAAGUGCGGGCGGAUCGGGCAGCGGACCACCAUGCUGACGGCCACCUCCACGCAGCCCCUCCUGCCCCUGUCCACCGAAGACAAGCCCAGCCUGGUGCCUCUGUCUGUGCCCCGGACACAGGUCAUCGAGCACAUCACCAAGCUCAUCACCAUCAACGAGGCCGUGGUGGACACCAGCGAGAUAGACAGCGUGAAGCCCCGGAGGAGCUCGCUGUCACGGCGCAGCAGCAUGGAGUCGCCCAAGUCCAGCCUCUACCGGGAGCCCCUGCCGUCCCACAGCGAGAAGACGAAGCCCGAACCGUCACUGAUGAGCCUCCAGCACCCGCCCAGCACCACCCCCCCUGUGCCUCUGCUGAGAAGCCACUCAAUGCCUUCUGCCGCCUGCACCCUCAGUACCCCCCACCACCCCUUCCGCGGUAGCUACUCCUUCGACGACCACGUCACCGACUCCGAAGCCCUGAGCCGCAGCAGUCACGUGUUUACCUCCCACCCCCGGAUGCUCAAGCGCCAGCCGGCCAUCGAACUACCUUUGGGAGGGGAGUAUUCCGAGGAGGCAGGGCCAAGUAGCAAGGACACAGCCCCCAAACCCGCAGACGAGCCAGAACCCAAGGAAAGUGAACUCACCAAAAAGACCAAGAAGGGCUUGAAGACGAAAGGGGUGAUCUAUGAAUGUAACGUGUGUGGUGCUCGGUACAAGAAAAGGGACAACUACGAAGCCCAUAAGAAAUACUACUGCUCAGAGCUUCAGGUCCCCAAGCCGGUCUCUGCAGGUGCUCACGUGUCUCUGGAAGCCGAGAAGAGCCCGGCCGAGCAGGAGCCCUGGUCCCAGGUGAUGCAUUAUAAACUGGGGGCCACCUUGGAGCUCACUCCGUUGAGGAAGAGGAGGAAAGAGAAGAGCCUUGGGGACGAGGAGGAGCCACCUGCCUUUGAGUCCCCGAAAAGUCAGUUUGGCAGCCCCAGGCCAUCCGAUGCCGCUCGGAACCUUCCCCUGGAGGCCACCAAGUCACCAGCAGAACCAAGUAAGUCAGUGCCCUCCCUGGAGGGAACCUCGGGCUUCCAGCCAAGGACUCCUAAGCCAGGGGCUGGUUCGGAAUCAGGAAAGGAGAGGAGAACAACGUCCAAAGAAAUUUCUGUCAUCCAGCACACCAGCUCCUUUGAGAAGUCAGACUCUCUGGAGCAAGCCGGUGGCUUGGAAGGGGAAGACAAGUCUACGGCCCCAGCCCCAUUCUCCUCGCCCCCGCCCACCCCGCACGGACGCUCAGCUCACUCCCUGCAGCCCAAGUUGGUCCGCCAGCCCAACAUUCAGGUUCCUGAGAUCCUGGUGACCGAAGAGCCCGACCGGCAGGACACAGAGCCCGAGCCGCCCCCGAAGGAGCCCGAGAAGACGGAGGAAUUCCAGUGGCCCCAGCGCAGCCAGACCCUUGCCCAGCUCCCGGCAGAGAAGCUGCCACCCAAGAAGAAGAGACUGCGCCUGGCGCAGAUGGCCCAGUCAUCGGGGGAAUCCAGCUUCGAGUCCUCCUUGCCUCUGUCCCGCAGCCCCAGCCAGGAGAGCAGUGUCUCUGUGAGUGGGUCUAGCCGCUCUGCCUCCUUUGAGAGGGACGACCACGGAAAAGCCGAGGCCCCCAGGCUGUCAUCCGACACACGCUCCAAACCCUUGGGCACGCACAUGCUGACGGUCCCCAGCCACCACACACACACCCGGGAGAUGCGGAGGUCAGCCUCAGAGCAGAGUCCCGACGUUUCCCAUUCGGCCCACAUGACCGAGAGGCGCAGCAAAUCAUUUGACUGUGGCAGCUUGUCCUUGGCAGGCCCUUCUGCCCCGGCCCCAGUGGCUCCAGCAGCCCCCGCAGCCCCAGCGGCCCCUCCAGAGAGAAGGAAAUGCUUUUUGGUGAGACAGGCCUCCCUGAGCAGGUUUCCAGAAACAGAGCUGGAGGCCACCCCCAUGGGAAGACAGGAGAGUGAGGAGCCAAAGCCCUCAUCCAGUAAAACUGUGGCCAAAAGCUCACUGCCCCAGAUUUCCUCAGCGGCCACCUCACACACUGGGCACCCGGGAGGCAAAGGCCAGGUGCAGGACAGACCCCCACUGGGGUCCACUUCACCCUUCACAGAAGCACUGCAGGUGCUCCACCACCCCAUUGCCCAGCUGCCCCUGCAUGAGAAACCAUGUCUGCCCCCACCCGUCUCCCUUUUCUCCUUCCAGCACCUCUUGCAGCACGAGCCAGGACAGUCUUCAGAAUUCUUCUCCUCCCAGUCCAUGUCCAGCCUCCUCUCCUCACCAUACUCCAUGCCCCCAAUUCCUCCCUCCUUAUUUCAAGGCCCGCCAUUUCCUCUCCAACCUACUGUUUUGCAACCAAGCCAACUCCCCCUCCCCCAGCUCAUGCCUCACCCUACCAGCAUCCCCUUCCGGCAGCCCCCUUCUUUUCUCCCCAUGCCAUACCCGUCCUCCUCAGCACUCUCUUCUGGGUUUUUCCUGCCUCUCCAAUCCCAGUUUUCCCUUCAGCUCCCUGGCGACGUGGAAAGUCGUCUGCCACAGAUUAAAACCAGCCUGGCCCCACUGGCAACAGGAACAGCUGGCCUCUCCUCCAGCACAGAGUACGGCAGUAACAUCCAGCUGCCCCCCGUGCCUCCCCCAUCCAGCUCCUCAGUGCCCAUGUCAGCCCCUCCGUUGGCCUUGCCCGCCUGCCCAGAUACCAUGGUGUCCCUGGUUGUACCCGUCCGAAUUCAGACCAACAUGCCAUCCUAUGGGAGUGCCAUGUACACCACCCUCUCCCAGAUCCUGGUCACCCAGUCCCAAGGCAGCUCAGCAACUAUAGCUCUUCCUAAGUUUGAGGAGCCCUCAUGUAAAGGGACGACAGUGUGUGGGGCAGAUGUGUACGAAGCCAGGCUUGGGCCAGCUGGGGUAAGUGAAGAGCAGAGCAGAGGUUUCCAGACUCCAUACCUGAGAGUGCCUGUGACGUUACCUGAAAGAAAAGGCACUUCCCUGUCAUCAGAGAGUGUCUUGAGCCUGGAGGGGAGUUCAUCGACAGUGGGGGGAAGCAAACGUGUCCUUUCACCAGCUGGCAGCCUUGAACUUACCAUGGAAACCCAGCAGCAAAAACGGGUGAAGGAAGAGGAGGCUUCCAAGGCAGAUGAAAAACUGGAACUGCUAAAAUCAUGCAGUGUGGUGCUUACCAGCACCGAGGAUGGCAAGAGGCCAGAGAAAUCCCCCUUGGGCAGCCAGGGCCAAGUCAGGAGGGAGCUAGAAUUGCUGUCCAGCUUGCCCACAGAUCCAUCUGACCCAAAGGAAAUUGCUCCCCUUCCUCACCCUACACUGCCCCAUGUGACAGCUCCAGGCUCAGAGGCUUUGAAGGAAUAUGUGCAGCCAUCUGGUAAACACCACCGAAGAGGGUUGCCCCCACUGAGUGUGAAGAAAGAAGAUUCCAAGGAACAACCUGACCUCCCUUCACUGGCACCUCCCAGCUCUCUUCCUCUGUCAGAAACAUCCCCCAAAUCAGCCAAGUCUCAAGAAGGUACGGACUCAAAGAAGGUACUGCAGUUCCCCAGCCUCCACACGACCACUAAUGUCAGUUGGUGCUAUUUAAACUACAUUAAGCCAAAUCACAUCCAGCAUGCAGAUAGGAGGUCCUCUGUUUACGCUGGUUGGUGCAUAAGUUUGUACAACCCCAACCUACCAGGGGUUUCCACUAAAGCUGCUUUGUCCCUCCUGAGGUCUAAGCAGAAGGUGAGCAAAGAGACAUACACCAUGGCCAUAGCUCCGCAUCCUGAGACAGGAAGGCUCGUGCCAUCCAGCUCCCACAAGCCCCGCAUGACAGAGGUUCACCUCCCUUCGCUGGUUUCCCCGGAAGGCCAGAAAGAUGUAGCUAGAGCGGAGAAGGAAGAAGAGACGCGAGGGAAGCCCGAGGAGGAUGCUCCCGCCUCCAAGAGAGGGGAGCCAGCGAGGAUCAAAAUCUUCGAAGGAGGGUACAAAUCAAACGAAGAGUAUGUAUAUGUGCGAGGCCGCGGCCGAGGGAAAUAUGUUUGUGAGGAGUGUGGAAUUCGCUGCAAGAAGCCCAGCAUGCUGAAGAAACACAUCCGCACCCACACUGACGUCCGGCCCUAUGUGUGCAAGCACUGUCACUUUGCUUUUAAAACCAAAGGGAAUCUGACUAAGCACAUGAAGUCGAAGGCCCACAGCCUUGCUCAUAGGGGAGCCAGCACUGAAAUACUAAUGAAGAAAUCAAACAACAAAAAGAGGGCUGUCGCAUUUGCUGUGGUUCAGCGCCAGCCCUACUAUGUACCUCACUUGGGAACCAGUGACGACCCGCUCCAGGACUCGGAAGGGCGAGAGGGCUCGGAGGCUGUGGCGGAGCACCAGUUUUCAGACCUGGAGGACUCAGACUCAGACUCAGACCUGGAUGAAGACGAGGAUGAGGAUGAGGACGAGAGCCAGGAUGAGCCGUCGGGACCAUCCCCGGAGGCACCCCUGCCCUGCCCGCCGGCCACGCUGCCAGCAGACUCCUCACCCAUUCGGGGCCCGCAGCCCCCAGAUGCCACCUCUGGCAACCAGACCACGUGGGGCAGCUCAGUCUCGGAAGCAGGCAGUUGCUCCAGGUCCAGCCAAAGCAUCCUGUGCCUCCCUCGGCUGGGGCCAGCCCUUCCGGGCCCCGUGGAGAAGGACACCAGCUCAGCCCUGAGCUCCAAGGCCUCGUCCCCGAGCAGGCCAUGGUCCCCCAGCAAGGAAGCAGGCAGCCGCUCACCACUUGCCCACAAACACCCACUAACCAAAAGCGACUCUCCCCAGCGACAUUCACCGGCCGGAGAGCCACAGGCCUCGGCCCUGUGCCUGCCCGGCUCCCAGAUCGGCCCUCUCCCUUGUGGGUCUCCAAGACUGGAGCUGUCUCCUCUCACCCUCCGCCCCCUGGGAAGGGAACUGCCCCCUCGAGUGCAUCUGCCCCCCGGACAAGAGGGUGCCAAAGACCCAGGCCCCCCCAGAGACUCGCCCACCAGGAGCCGGUCACCAGGCCAGGCCGAGUCACCACCACGGUCAGUGCUGCCAGGGAAGUGGGCCUUGGCUGGGCCGGACAGCCCCUCAGCGGCUGAGUGCGGCCCAAGCUCGGGGCUGGCCCCGUGGGCUCUCUACAGGCCCACGCCUCUACCUCACAAGCUUCUCGGCAGAAGCCCCGCGCCCUGCGCCUCCACAUGGCAGAAGGCUGAGUCCCGAAGUCCCUCCUGCUCACCUGGCCCUGCUCAUCCGGUCUCCUCCCGACCCUUCUCUGCCCGCCACGACUUCCACGGCCACAUGCCGGCCCGGACAGAGAACAUCUUCAGCCACCUCCCUCUGCACUCACAGCACUUGGCCCGCGCCCCGUGCCCCCUGAUUCCCAUCGGUGGGAUCCAGAUGGUGCAGGCCCGGCCCGGGGCCCACCCCACCCUGCUGCCAGGGCCCACCAAGGCCUGGGUCAGUGGCUUCUCCUGGGGUGGCAGCGACCUGACAGGAGCCCGGGAGGCCCAGGAGCGAGGCCGCUGGAGUCCUACUGAGAGCUCCUCAGCCUCCGUGUCCCCUGUGGCUAAGGUCUCCAAGUUCACACUGUCCUCGGAGCUGGAGGGCAGGGACUGCCCCAAGGAGACGGAGAGGACGAGCGGAGGCCUGGGCAGACCUCCCGACUGGGAGUCCCAUGGGGCUGUGUCUGCAGAGUCCGCGCCCACGCACAGCCCCCACUCCCCGCCCGAGGCCUCGCCCCGGCCCCCCCAGGGCCGCCGGGCAGAGUCCUGGAGCCCCCGCGUGGAGUCACCGCACACGCUGGCCAACCCCCUCAUUCUCUGCCCUUAG